UGUAAAACAAAACUAUGCCGGGUUUGUAACUCGACAAUAAUUGACAACGAAAGAGAGUUACCGACGUUUCCUUCGCAGUUAUCCAGCGAUUUAGUGGAAGAUCUUCUUGUAAAUGUUGACGCAUUUAUAUUUGAUGCUGAUGGUGUACUUUGGCUUGGGAACACUCCAAUUCCAGGAUCUCCAGAAUUUAUAAAAUAUUUGCUUUCGAAGGUAUGGUUACUUUCAUAUUUGUGGUCAAUAUCUGGUUCAAAAUUUUUUGCAGUGUUGGCAGUUGCAGAGAAGUGUCUUAGUUUUGUUAAUGGCGGAGAUGUCGUGAAUCCCGCCGCAAUUGUCUCCGACCUGAUAAAGAAAAACCAGCUACUUCGUAAUAAAAGUGUUUACCUUAUUGGUUCGGAAGGUCUACGUAGCGAGUUAAAGAAAGCUGGCGUUGAUUGUUUUGGGUCUGGUCCAGAUCCAAUGCACGAUAAGGACUUCGACGAUGAUAAACGAGACGUUGGAGCUGUAAUAGUUGGCUUUGAAAAAUACUUUAAUUACGUGAAAAUGAUAAAGGCAGCCAAUUAUCUCCAGAAUGAGGAUUGCCUUUUCUUUGGAACGAAUGAAGAUGAGACAAGUCCAGGUCCUUAUCCAAACACAGUGAUCCCGGAUACUGGUCCUAUCUUAACAGCGGUUAAGUCAGCUUCAGGAAGACAACCUUUAGUGGUAGGGAAACCUCAUGCACCUGCAUUCGAAUACAUUUCAAGACGAUGGAAUCUGAAGCCAGAUAGGACGUUCAUGGUUGGUGAUAGACUAAACACGGAUAUUUGUUUCGGAAAACGUAAUGGGCUGAAGACGCUAUUGGUGCUUAGUGGAUGUCAUACUUUGUCAGAACUGUCGUUAUUUCGAGAAAGUGGCAAUGUUGACAUGGUCCCUGACUUCUAUGCCACUUCACUAGGUAGUCUGGUAGGCUUCUCCUGA
Enterobius vermicularis (human pinworm) is the source of this 954-nucleotide messenger RNA. NCBI's taxonomy places the organism in Eukaryota, Metazoa, Nematoda, Chromadorea, Rhabditida, Oxyuridae. The record is from the annotation of a GenBank genome assembly.